AUCAAAAAAAUUUCUAACAAUAUUUUUUUAAUUACAUUAGUUUUUGGAACAUUAAUAACUAUUUCAUCAAAUUCUUGAUUAGGAGCAUGAAUAGGGUUAGAAAUUAAUUUAUUAUCAUUUAUCCCCCUAAUAAAUGAUAAUAAAAAAAAUUUAUUAACAUCAGAAAGUUCUUUAAAAUACUUUUUAACUCAAGCUUUUGCUUCUUCAAUUCUUUUAUUUGGUAUUAUUAUAUUAAUAUUUUUUUAUAAUAGAAAUAUAACAAUAUACCAUUCAAUAAAUGAAAUUUUAAUUUUAUCUACUUUAUUAUUAAAAAGAGGAGCUGCUCCAUUUCAUUUUUGAUUUCCAGAAGUAAUAGAAGGAUUAUCUUGAAUUAAUGGAUUAAUUUUAAUAACAUGACAAAAAAUUGCACCUUUAAUAUUAAUUUCAUAUAACUUUAUUUAUUAUUUUUUUAUAAUUUCUAUUAUUUUAUCAAUAUUAAUUGGAUCUUUAGGAGGAUUAAAUCAAUCAUCUUUACGAAAAUUAAUAGCUUUUUCUUCAAUUAAUCAUUUAGGUUGAAUAUUAUUAGCAAUAAUAAAUAAUGAAAUACUUUGAUUAACAUAUUUUUUAAUAUAUUCUUUUUUAUCUAUUUCUAUUAUUUUAAUAUUCAAUAAUUUCAAAUUAUUUUAUUUUAAUCAAAUUUUUAAUAUUUCAUUAAUAAAUCCAAUUGUAAAACUUUUCAUUUUUUUAAAUUUAUUAUCAUUAGGAGGUCUUCCUCCAUUUUUAGGAUUUUUACCUAAAUGAUUAGUAAUUCAAAAUUUAAUUAAUAUAAGACAAUUGUUUAUUUUAUUUAUUAGAGUUUGCUUAACAUUAAUUACUUUAUAUUUUUAUUUACGUUUAUCUUAUAGAAUUUUUAUAUUAAACUAUCAAAAAAAUUCUUGAAUUUUAAAAAAUAAUUUUAAUAAUAAAAUUUCAAUUAUUAGAUUAACUUUUAAUUUUAUAUCUAUUAGAGGAUUAAUUUUAAUUUUUUCAAUUUAUUUAAUCAUCUAA
Messenger RNA from Anopheles nili, 1026 nucleotides. Lineage: Eukaryota; Metazoa; Arthropoda; Insecta; Diptera; Culicidae. The record is from the annotation of a RefSeq genome assembly.